This is a messenger RNA of Folsomia candida, 1736 nucleotides long. Its product is annotated as farnesoate epoxidase. Gene Ontology annotation, cellular component: cytoplasm; intracellular membrane-bounded organelle. NCBI's taxonomy places the organism in Eukaryota, Metazoa, Arthropoda, Collembola, Entomobryomorpha, Isotomidae. The transcript is spliced from 9 exons. The record is from RefSeq and is a predicted model, not a curated record. Gene Ontology annotation, molecular function: oxidoreductase activity, acting on paired donors, with incorporation or reduction of molecular oxygen, reduced flavin or flavoprotein as one donor, and incorporation of one atom of oxygen; iron ion binding; heme binding. Bases 62 to 1549 code for a protein of 495 amino acids. Gene Ontology annotation, biological process: xenobiotic metabolic process.
AUCUGAAAAUCUGAACUGUUUCACAGUUCAGUUCAUCCACUUGUUCCAAGUUGGCAACACAAUGCUUGAAUUUGCUCUCCUCAGCUUGUGCCUGGCCGUGCUGGUAUAUUAUUUGUUGGAUAAACACCAUCAUUCCGAUGAGCCACCAGGUCCACGAGGUUUACCCAUUUUGGGAAAUUUAAUUGAUUUAGCGAGAGCAUCGGACAAUAUGGUGAACACUUUUGGAGUAUUGGGGGAAAAGUAUGGAGAAAUUUUUUCCAUCAGGAUGGGAUUUAAAAGGACAGUCGUGCUCACUUCAAAAGAAGCCAUGCAAACCGUCCUCUCCAACGAGGCAACGUUCGCACGUGACAACAGCGGUCUGUUUGCUGAUUGGAGUUUCCAUAAAAAUCUGGGAAUUGGAGCAUCCCAUGGAAGCGUUUGGACCAAAACGAGAAAUUGGACGUUUAAAACGUUGCGUGAAUUUGGAUUUGGGAAAUCUUUAGCUAUGGAGGGAUAUAUCCAGAUCGCGUCGGAUUUAUUGUUUGCCAAAAUUGACGAGAAGCUAGGCACCGAGGUCAAUGUUGACUACUUUUUUCAUCCACCGAUCCAAACCACAAUGUGGCUCAUGAUCGUUGGUCGGUUAUCUGAAGAUGAUCAGGCACACGUCAAGCUUAUUUCAGAGAAGGGGGAACGGUUCAUGAAAAGUGGCAUUCUUGGACCAAGUCUCGUGAAUGCUUUUCCAUUUUUGAGAUACGUUUUCCCAAAUUGGUUAGGCUACAAGGUGCAGAUGGAUUUUUUCCGGUCGUGUACCUCAAUCGGAAAGCAACUUUUUGACGAGAUGGGAGAAAAAUUAAAGGCGUCCCCGCUCACUUCCCAACCUGCCAACUUAUUGGAAGCGUUCGUCCAAAAUUGUGGAAAGGACGAUGAAAUAUUCAACAGCGAAAAUUUCCAAGUCGUCUUUCAGGACCUUCUACUCAGCAGCUCGGACUCAUCGAGCUCAUUCCUCGAGUCCAUUGUCCUCUACUUGAUAGCAUUUCCUGAAGUGCAAGAGAAAAUUUACCAAGAAAUAUUGGAUGUCGCACCCAACGGGAGGGUUAUAAAUUUUGAGGACAGGAAAUGUAUGCCGUACACCCAAGCCUUCAUCCUUGAGACACAUCGAAAUGCGAGAAUUGCACAAAAUUUCGCACCACGGAGAGCUCUUUGGGACUUCUCGUAUAAGAAUUUCAAAAUUAAGAAGGGCACCAUCAUCCUUGUCGAUACACGGCUGUAUUGUGAAAAUAAGCAAAUUUGGGGUGACCCUGAGGUCUUUCGGCCGGAACGAUUUAUUGGCGAAAAUGGGGAACUAGAGAAUGCGUCGAGUGUUAUUUCCUUCUCAUUUGGUAAGAGAAACUGUCCCGGUGAAUUGCACGCCAGUAUGGUCACAUUCUUGAUACUGACCGCAUUACUGCAACGAUACAAAAUUUCCAACCCGGUCGGACAACCCAUGCCGAGAUUAGAUAUGAAACCCGGCCUCGCCUUGAAGCCAUACCCAUUUCAAGUGGUCUUCGAAAAGCGAAAUUUGAAAAUGUAAUUAUACAUAUUUAACUGUCAGACAAGUUGUGAUGGAUUUUCGGAAAAUUUUGACCAUUUCACUCGGUUUUUUUAUUAAAAUGCUAAAAACUCGUGUUAAUAAAAUAUAUGAUGUCACGACCUUGAACUUGUUCAAAUUGUAUGUAUUUAAGUUUUCCGACUAAAUAAAAUAUAGACAUUUGUAUGCA